Messenger RNA from Apis dorsata (giant honeybee), 1243 nucleotides. RefSeq lists its product as uncharacterized. The transcript is spliced from 6 exons. Bases 177 to 758 code for a protein of 193 amino acids. The record is from RefSeq and is a predicted model, not a curated record. NCBI's taxonomy places the organism in Eukaryota, Metazoa, Arthropoda, Insecta, Hymenoptera, Apidae.
UAUCGACACACAGUGUGAUGCACGAUAUCGACGAUUGAGUAUAAGUUUAUUAAAGAAAUAUUUAAUACAUCAAUUUUGGAUAGAAUUUUGAAGUUUAACGCGUGUUUAUUUGUGAAAAAUAAAAACCUCAUUUUAAUAUGUUCAAGUAUUUUUAUAUUAAAUAUUAAAAAAUCAACAUGAAGAAAAUAUAUCACGUUAAAAUGUUGUCAGCCAUAAGGAUUAUCGGUAUAUGCAAUAUGAUAAUAUUGGGAUUUAUAACGAGCUUGUUUUCGAUAAAAUAUAUAUCAUCAAAAACGGAAAUUGACUUUUAUAUCUUCAUUCAAUACUUAAAUCCAUUUGGUUCAAUUUGGUUGCAUCUUUUUAUUACGUCCAAUUCAACAAACAUAGCUAUCUUCCCCAUGUAUAUAUAUUUUUUCUUCGCAACAUUGUUUUCCAUAGCCAAUAUGUAUCUGAUAAUAGCACCAUAUUUUAGGAAAUCUACGUAUACUAUUCCCUGGCUAAUCAUACAAACAAUAAGUAUAAUAAAUCAAAGUAUAUCAUUCGUUCUUUCCUUUGUGCAAAAUUUAUCGCGAACAGAACCACCAUUUUUUAUUUAUUCAGAAAUUUGGUUUUUUCCAAUGUCAGGUUUAUAUCUUAUAUUUUCUAUAUAUUCAUGGUCUACUGUGAAUGAUACUCGAAAAAAAUGGAUAAAAGAGCAAUCUAAUCAUCGUAGAUUCUUCACAGUCAAUAACACAAAUGACAUCAAUGAUGAAAGUUAAUAAUGAUUACGGACAAAACUGGCCAUCAUUUCCUUCUGCUUCUUGGAGAAACAUGGAGAAACUCGAUUAUAUAAAUUGGAAAAAACUUUUCGUUCAACGACUGCAAGCAUGAAGGACACACACGGUGGGGUACGCGACGUGGUUGGUUGGCGGUGCUUUUAAAAAGAACUGAGCGAGCCAAUUUGUAAGCUGUCGCAAACUUUUAAAACACUAGUUGACAGCCGAGUCCACCCCCUCGCAACUUGUGCACCCUCCUCGACACUCGUCCAACCAUCCAGAAGGAAUCCAACCACCAUUCGACGUCUCUCUCUCGUUCUUAGACCGGGCGUACCAGCGAAACUCACCCCUCCGUGUCGUGGAAGCCGAUGGAUUGUAAAAUAAAACUAACUUGGCUCUUUCGUGGAUCGAGAACGGAGUACCGUCGAAAUCUUAUUCCCUCGAGUCUCUUUUAUUUUCGUGUACCCCUUUUUUUUCACCAACCACUG